Messenger RNA from Trachemys scripta elegans, 2646 nucleotides. RefSeq names its product TNF receptor superfamily member 9 (gene TNFRSF9). Gene Ontology annotation, biological process: regulation of cell population proliferation. NCBI's taxonomy places the organism in Eukaryota, Metazoa, Chordata, Testudines, Emydidae. The record is from RefSeq and is a predicted model, not a curated record. Gene Ontology annotation, cellular component: external side of plasma membrane. Gene Ontology annotation, molecular function: signaling receptor activity; cytokine binding. The transcript is spliced from 8 exons. Bases 854 to 1669 code for a protein of 271 amino acids.
ACACGAUACCACCAGGCACCCUUAAAGCUGCGUUAAUGAAUUUUUACAUCAAUGAAUUAUUGAAUAUGUAUUUAGGAACCUAUCUUUAGGAACAGAUUUGUAAAAAUAUUGGCUGAUAUAUGUAAAUGCAUCUGGGCAAGUACUUCAGAGUGGGGCAAGGUUGCAGCUUUUAGUUAACCCAGGAUACCUCCUGUUCUCAAUUACGUUUAGGGAAGCUUCCUAGGGGCUCAGUGUAUGGGAGGGCCAGUUUGUCAAGGCAAAGAUUACAAAACAAAAUAAAAAAGGCACAGGACCUAGCACAAUGGGGACUUGCUCUACGACUGAGAGGCCUAGGUGCUCUGAAGUUGAGGUGUGGUAAGCUGAAGCCCGAGGACAUGGUGUCGGAGCCUCCUGCCAUUGGGCCCUUCCUCUGUGUAGAUGGGCCACUCUAGGGAAUUUUACAAAAAACCCAUUGGGGCUGAGGCUGGUUCAUCUGAAAACCCCCUGGGGAGGCCAGACUGCGGCGUGUGCCGGGGUGCCAGGAAGGCGAGCGGGGCCGGAGCGCUUUGAGAUCUGCGGGCGGGCGGACAGCGGAGGGGCGCAGACGGGCCCCCGAGACCCUCCCUAGAGCCGGAGCGCGCGGCCUGGCGCGUGGGCUGGGUGCGACCCCGGCCUCGCGCUCAGGGGCGCGUGGGGGUUUCCCGCGAGCCGCCCCCGCUGGCCGGUGACUCAGCGCGCCGGGGGCGGUCAGACAAGGGCCGCGCCGGGCCCGGCGCAGGCAGAGUCCGUGCGGCGCUCGGCCGGGAAGCAGACGCGGCAGUUUCGCAGACGCAGGGAGACGCGCCGCGCCGGAGCAGCCCCUCGCCUGGAGCCCAUGGGACGCGGCCACUCGCCGCUCGUGACGGCGGCGCUGCUGCUGCUGCUGAGCCUGGGGCCGGCCGCCCUGACGCCCGCGCUGCCCGCGCGCUGCCCGCCCGGCAAGUUCCUCAGCUGCGCGGACUGUGGGACGAGCCCCGAGGCGGUUUGUCUCGCGUGCCCCAGGGGCACUUUCUCCGCCACGGCCAGUGCCCAGGAGACGUGCACCAGGUGCCGCAGGUGUGAAGGAAAAUUCAAAUAUAAAAGGGAGUGUUCUCCAACAAUGGAUGCAGAAUGUGCAUGUAAGGAUGGGCAUCGCUGUAUUGGAAACGACUGUUCUAAAUGUGUAGAAAACUGUGGAGUAGGUCAGGAACCUCUUGAAGAAGCUUGCCAGACUUGUCCCAGUGGGACAUUUAACAAUCAGACCAAUGGUCCCUGCAGACAAUGGACAAAAUGCCUUCCAGAUAAGGUCCUGGUGAAUGGGACUAAUAGGAGUGAUGUGGUUUGCGGACAAGCUUCAGAAACUAUGACUCCAUCCACCAUUUCCAUCGUAGUCUCUACCCAUGUACAAGGGAAGGAUCUUCAGGUGGUCACUGUCGGGAUCGCUGUUACUGUGGCCGUGGUGGUAUGCAUAAUGUUUCUGCUGCCUUUGUAUGUGUGCUUCAGCAUCUGCGACAAAAAGAAACUACCUGCUAUGUUCAAGAAAAUGAAUGUAACACCUGAGCAAUCGACUCAAGAGGAGGAUGCCUGCAGCUGCCGCUUUCCAGAGGAAGAACAAGGAGACUGUGAUGACUGUAGCAAAUCCAAACUAUUCAGGGAUUCCUUGGUGCAUUAGAAACUGGACUUUCUAAGGAAGCCAAUUGUGGUUUCCUUUGCUUUGAGAGCACAGGACAGGAGCCUGGUUACAUAAUUGGGGUGGGGGGGAGGAGUAGAUGCAGGUUAAGUGAAUUUUAAAACUUACGGACUGAACAAUGCAGUCAGUGGUGGAUGAAGCAGGUCUUUCUCAGUACAUCACUGUCCUACAGACAGAAGAGUUGGUCCUUUAUUUAAAAAACAAACAAAAAAACAAAAAACCUCUUUAAAAAUUAACCCUUGCCAACAUCUCAAAUUCUAACGAAACUCUCUGGGCAGCAUCUUUAAAAUGAAAGCCAACUUACUAACUUUUUUUCAUAUGGUGGGACUAAUAUUUCUAAUAUAUUAUGAUUUGCCCUAGAGACUAAAAAGCAUCAAUAAGACAGGAACCACAAGCCAGACUGGUCUUCUGUUACCUCUAGUAGGAGAUGCCUAUGCUAUAGCUUACUUUUUCAAGUUUGGGAGUGAGAAUAAUGUUCCUGAAGUUACAGACUAAACACUGACUACAGCUAGGUACAGUGCAGGCAGCUAGCAUACAAGCUUCCACCACCUUGCUCUUUUCAUGUCUGGAACUAUAGCCCCUCCUAAUUCAUGCUCAGCUAUCACACUAAUGGGUGUGGUAUAAAAUCCUAGACUGAUACUAUUUCAACUGCCAGAAUGAACUUCUAUAUCCUGCCCUACAGAAUGCUUUCCUAUUCCAGUUUAGGUAGAAGUUAAAAGGAAUAUGGUAACUCAGGGUUGUCAAAUGCCUCAGAACACCUUUUCCGUGCUUUCCAAUAGCUGUUACAUUGAUUGGCUUUGUAGUUGGAGUGGCAACACCAGGGCCACCCCAAGUACCGCCCCUGCAACUCCCAUUGGCCAAUGGGAGCUGCAGGGGCGGCACCUGCGGACGGGGCAGCAUGCAGAGCUGCCUGUCUGUGUAGAAGCUGGAGGGGGGACAUGCCACUGCUUCUGGAAGCU